Setaria italica (foxtail millet) is the source of this 2107-nucleotide messenger RNA. RefSeq lists its product as uncharacterized. The transcript is spliced from 3 exons. The record is from RefSeq and is a predicted model, not a curated record. Lineage: Eukaryota; Viridiplantae; Streptophyta; Magnoliopsida; Poales; Poaceae. The coding region runs from base 300 to 1847 and encodes 515 amino acids.
AUUUGAAUCUUCAUAUAUGGGCACUCCCUCCCCUAUGCUCCUCCUCUCCAUCCCAAUAGAGUGGAGAGGGUCAUAAGUCAUGGCUACUCAUAAGCAGGGCCUUGGACUUUGAUGGGUACUUUGAGCUUAGGUCUACCACUACCAGGUCCAACUUCCUAUACCUUUCUUGCUCCUCUCAUCUCCAUUCCCAAACACACACCAUAUAUACAACAACACAAGGCUAUUUAGCAUAUAUAGGUACUACUAGUAGUAGUGAGAGUGCAAACAAAGGACACACUAGUAGAACAAAGAUUUCAUACAUGGCUCUCGCCAGUCUCCUUCUCCCCUCCUCCUCGGCCUCCACGGCCAGCAAGGCCGCUGGCGACCGCGCCGACAGCCGGCGUCAUGACCACCACCACCACGGCAGCAAGCGCAAGAAGAAACCACCGCCGCCGUCACCGCAACCGUCGCUCUCCUCGGCGCCAAGAACCCCUCCAGGCGCACGAAGCCAGCGCGGCAUGGCCGUGUCCGCGUCGUCGUCCAAGAAGAGCCCCAAGGUCGCCGCCGCGGCGGCGGCCAAGAACCGCCCGCAGUACCAGCAGCACCGUGUCCAGUCGACGAAGAAGGCCACGGCGACGGCGGCGUCCUCCUCCUCGUCGUCGUGGGAGCAGGUGAAGAGCCUGCUGAGCUGCCGGAGCGCGACGGCGGCGGCGCGCGUGCACGACCCGGCGGCGCCCUCGGCGCUGGCGCGGCUCCGCGGGAGCGGCGCGGGGGCCUGCGGCGCCUCGCUCUGCGCCAUGCGCGACGUCGUCGACGCCGCCUCCUCCGCCGCCGCCUCCGCGUCCGCCGACCGCGACACGGCCCCGCUGAACCGCCGCCGCGCGCACCGCGCUGGUUCGUCGUCCUCCUCCUCCGCUGCCGCCGGCGGCGGCAGCCACUCCUCCCUGCGCGGCCUCUCCGGCUGCUACGAGUGCCGCGCCAUCAACGUCGAGCCCAUGUCGAGGCGGUACCCGAGGCCGAGGGAGCUGUGCGCCUGCCCGCAGUGCGGCGAGGUGUUCACCAAGGCCGACAGCUUGGAGCACCACCAGGCCAUUCGCCAUGCAGUGUCGGAGCUUGGGCCCGAGGACUCCGGCCGCAACAUCGUGGAGAUCAUCUUCAAGUCCAGCUGGCAGAAGCGCGACCGCCCCAUCUGCCACAUCGACCGCAUCCUCAAGGUGCACAACGCGCCGCGCACCGUCGCCAGGUUCGAGGCCUACCGCGACGCCGUGCGCUCCCGCUGCCGCGCCACGGCGGCGCGUGCCGCCGCCGACGGCAACGAGCUGCUCAGGUUCCACUCCGCGCCGCUCGCAUGCGCGCUCGGGCUCAGCGGCGCCACCUCCCUCUGCGCCGGCGCUGCCGCCGACCCGUCCAGCAUCAGGAGUAGUAACGCCGCCGCCGUUGACACGGCGUCGUCGUCCUCCUCUCCGGCAGCAGCUCCUCCUGCCACCGCCGCCGCCGCCGCGUGCUGCGGCGUGUGCACGGCCAUCCGGCACGGGUUCGCGCCGUGGGUGGGCGCGCACCAGCUCGGCGUGCGCACCACGGCCAGCAGCGGCCGCGCGCACGACUGCGGCGGCUCGGAGUCGGUGCAGGCGGCGGCGAACUCUAACAACGGCGGCUGCCGCGCCAUGCUGGUGUGCCGCGUCAUCGCCGGCCGCGUCCGCCGCGACGGCGACGCCACGUCCGCAGCCGGGGAGGAGGGCCCGUUCGACUCGGUGGCCGGCGAGGACGCCGCCAGCAGCAGCGUGUACGGCAACCUCGAGGAGCUCUUCGUGGCCAACCCCAGGGCCAUCCUGCCGUGCUUCGUCGUCAUCUACCGUGUGCUUGAAUGAAUCUUAAUUGUGUGAACCACAGCACAUUCACAUAUGCUUCUUAAUUACUACUAGUUCAUAUACAUUUUGUACUAAAGAAGAAGAAUGUAGACCAAGAUCAUGUCUGUUAAUCUUUUUUUUUUGUCAAAAACUACUUCUUUUAUAUGCCCCAUAUAAUUAUGUUUGUAAGAUUUCAUUUUGUAGUUGCAUCAAUAUAUGUAUAUGUAUAUAUAUGUAAAAAAAAGAAGGAUGAGUUGCUAGCAGUUUAGUUAAUAGUUCAA